UCUGUAUGUUAAUGAUUUGCUUCUGGUGUUAAAAUUUUUUUAAUCAACUAAAUGAAUUAUUUGCCUAUCUUUGAAAACAGCUUUAUUAAUCUUUUAACUCGGUGUUUGUGAAUUCGUGUGUUCUAGUUUUGUCCACUUGGGGACACUAGCAGCCCAUAACUUCAAGAGGUUUUUAGAAGCGUAUGUCACUGAUCCCCAAUUCAUAAACUAACCACUAGACGGCGCUAUAAGUCACUUUCCCAGUGAAAAGUGGUUUAUUUCGAUAAAAGCGACACAAACGGAACAAAAACAUUGCUCUGCAUUUGAUUUAUUUCUAUUUUAUCCUCGUUUAAACAAUAAAAGCCUUUGCUUUAUGCUAAAUUAUGAUCAAAUAUCUUCUUUCUUCCUCUUAUCUUUUCUAUGAUAUCAUUAAUUUAAAAAAAUUUGCAUUUUUAGACCAAUAUUCCGCGUACUGAGGAACUUUAUGGGAUUAGUGCACACGUUACAGAAAAAACAGGGCUGAUAGCCAAGAUUAUGAGUAAAGAUCAAAGACACGUUUUUAUUAUCACGUUAAAUCAUUUUAUUGUGGAGUUUCCUCAUUGGGAACUCCUUGCUCGUCUUGUUAAUCUCAGUUGUCUCUGAGUGGUGAGCAGAGAUAGACACAUAACACCGUCACCGUCUAUCACCUGAACUGCACCUGUGGGCUCGCUAUCCGCUCUCCUUUAACUCGCGCAUCAGAAGCACGGUCACGCGCACACCGUGUACGCGCCAGUGGAGUUGACUGGGAAAGCUGCAGGCUCGCAGAAUCUCGGCGCCUCUACCGGGAGCACCUGACGCAGUUGCACGGCUCGGACCUUCUCAGUAACUUUGAUGGGGACCUCGACACUAAUCAGGGACAAUGCCUGUGAUGAAGGGGUUAUUAGCGCCACAGAACACCUUUCUGGACACUAUAGCCACACGGUUCGAUGGCACCCACAGCAACUUCAUCCUGGCCAAUGCUCAGAUGUCCAAAGGCUUUCCAAUUGUCUACUGCUCUGAUGGCUUCUGUGAACUCACAGGCUUCUCUCGGGCAGAGGUCAUGCAGAAGAGCUGUGCCUGUAAGUUCCUUUAUGGGCCUGAGACCAGUGAAAGUAUCAUCCAGAGCAUCGAUGAGGCCUUGGAGGAGCGCAAAGAGUUUAAAGAUGAGAUCAUGUUCUACACAACGACAGCUGCUCUGUUCUGGUGUCUGCUGGACAUCGUGCCAAUUAAGAAUGAGAAGGGUGACGUGGUGCUCUUUCUGGCAUCGUUUAAGGACAUCACUGACACCAAGGCCAAAGCCAUCCAGGAGGACAAGAGAGAAGAGCGAAGACGCGGCAGGGUGAAAACCGGCUCUUCCUUCACCUCGACUCGUCUGCGGAGCAGCACGGUGCUUUACCACAUCUCCGGUCACCUCCACAGCAGGGAGAAGAGCAAGAUUAAACUCAACAAGAACGUGUUUGGGGAUCUACCUGCUCUACCAGAGUACAAAGUAGCAGAUGCCAAAAAGUCUAAAUUCAUCUUACUUCACUACAGUACAUUCAAAGCAGGCUGGGACUGGCUGAUUCUGCUCGCUACCUUCUACGUUGCCGUGACAGUGCCCUAUAAUGUGUGCUUCAUUGGGGACGAUGAUGACCUGACCCGCAGCACAACCGUCAGCGACAUUGGCGUAGAGAUUCUGUUCAUCAUAGACAUCAUUUUCAGUUUUCGCACCACUUACGUCAGCAAGUCAGGCCAGGUGAUCUUUGACGCCCGACAGAUAUGCAUCCAUUACCUGACCACGUGGUUCAUCAUCGACCUGGUAGCGGCUUUGCCCUUUGACCUGCUUUAUGCUGUAAAAGUCAGUGUGGCAUCUGUGGUGCACCUGUUGAAGACGGUGCGUCUGCUUCGUUUACUGAGGCUCCUGCAGAAGAUGGACCGCUACUCACAGCACAGCACCGUGGUUCUGACUCUGCUCAUGUCCAUGUUUGCCCUCCUGGCUCAUUGGAUGGCCUGCAUCUGGUACAUUAUUGGGAAGAUGGAGAUGGAGUCCAAUGCUUACAACUGGGAUAUUGGAUGGCUCCACGAGUUGGGGAAGCGUCUGGAGUCGCCGUAUUAUGCAAUGGGAGACAUUAACGCAACUGGGAGUGGUCCAUCCAUACGCAGCGUCUACAUCGCUUCACUCUACUUCACCCUUAGCAGCCUCACCAGCGUGGGCUUUGGCAAUGUGUCCGCCAACACCGAUGCUGAGAAGAUCUUCUCGGUGUGCAUCAUGCUCAUAGGAGCACUGAUGCACGCCUUGGUCUUUGGUAAUGUGACAGCCAUUAUCCAGAGGAUGUACUCCCGCUGGUCUCAGUACCACACCAGGACCAAAGACAUCAAGGACUUCAUACGUGUCCAUCACCUGCCUCAAAGCCUCAAGCAGCGAAUGUUAGAGUAUUUUCAGACAACCUGGUCGGUGAACAACGGCAUAGACUGCAAUGAGCUACUGAAGGACUUUCCAGAUGAGCUGAGGUCUGACAUCACCAUGCAUCUGAACAAGGAGAUCCUAGAGCUUUCGUUGUUUGCCUCUGCCAGCCGCGGCUGCCUGCGUUCCCUGUCGCUGCACAUUAAGACCUCCUUCUGCACCCCCGGAGAGUACCUUCUUCGACAAGGGGAUGCCCUCCAGGCCAUUUUCUUUGUCUGCUCGGGGUCAAUGGAGGUGCUAAAGGAUGGAAUGGUUUUGGCCAUCUUGGGUAAAGGUGACCUGAUUGGUUCAAACCUCUCCUUGGAUAAUAGAGUAAUAAAGACCAAUGCAGACGUGAAAGCCCUGACCUACUGUGACCUGCAGUGCAUCAACCUGAAAGGCCUCUAUGAGGUGUUGGACCUUUACCCUGAGUACUCUCAUCACUUUGUCCAGGACAUCCAGCAGGAUCUCACAUACAACCUGAGGGAAGGGCAUGAGACACAUAUCAAGACCAGGCUGUCAACAGCAGCUGUAGAGACUCAGUCAGGGGUCAGAAGAAAUGGACGUGUGGUUCAGGGCCACUCCACCAACGCCGAGGAACACGAGGAAGACGCAGAGGACGAUGACCAUGAUGAGACUGUGUGCGUGUCUCUUUUGUGCAAUCAGAGCAGGCCAGCGGACCUCAAGGGUGCUGGUGGGAAGUCUCCUCUUGACCGACCAGGCCAGAAGACCAGCUCCAAUCCAUCUCAAAGGAGGGUCUCAGACAUUACCCCUACUAACCUAGACCCCUCCAACUUGAGCCCGAGGAUUGUGGACGGUACUGAGGACAGCGAGGGAAGAGAGAGUUCACAGACUUUCUCUUUCCCUACCAACCUUGGUCGUCCAGUCAGUGAACCAACCAGUGCCUCGCCAUCGACUGCAGAUAUGCUGCGAAUCAGCACAACAGAAUUAGCAGCCAAAGCCGAGGAGACCAGGGGACAACUGCGACACCUCGACCAGCAGGUGAGCAUCCUCCGGAGGGAAGUGGCUGACCUUGGACAAGUCAUGAAGAGAAUGACCCAACUCAUGGAGGCCCUCGUACCACCAGUCCCACAACCACCAGUGAUCUGUCCAACCCAUGUCUCACCCGCACACCACACGUACCUGCACUGUCCCACCCCUCCUCAGUCCUAUUCUAUUUCCCCCUCUAAGACUGCUUCAAUCUGGACAGAACCACCUAUGCCGUUGCCAUCCCUCACAAUCUCUCAGCAGCUUGGUACAAUCUGCCAUGUGGAUACGCUGACACACAGACCGCAAAACCUCCUGUUAGGGUAUCCUGCCGUCCCCAGGUCAACUCCAGCUGCUGAUACGUCAGUUCUUCAAAUACAGCCAUGCUCUGCCAUCUCAGAGCCCACAACGCCUUUGUCAUCUGCCAGUUCACCAGAUUUUUCACAUUACAAAGAUGGAGCUGAUACAGAGUCCACUUCUGCAGGACAGAGGAGAUGAUGAGGGUCUUCAUAAAAGCUCUGGAUGUUCUUCUCAAACUGUCCAUGGAGGACUCUACCCAAACCCAACGCUGGGGUUGUAGCAGCCUGUCAAUGGGACUUUCCUGGACUCUGCGGGACAUCUUCCAAGAUUUUUUUGGGAUUGGUCCCAAACUAAAGAUCAGCUUAUUCAGCUGCAAUCCACAAAAUCACCAGAAGGAAUUUAAAUGGAUGCAACCUUUCAUUUGUUUUAAUGGUAAGCUUGUAUAGCUCCAGUUGCAUGAAAACGAGUAGGGGUUUGGGGGUUUUGGCUUUACCCCAUAAAUCUUAGCGUUAAUAGAUGGCAUGUAGAGGUCCAAGUCCGUUUUGAAGCUACAUGGCGAGGUUCACCUUCAACCUCUUGCUCCUCCACCUUCAAGCUCCAUACCAGAACAGAACUCUACCAUGUUGGAGGACAUGACAGAUGCUUUAAAGAAGAGAGUCGUGCUCUCCUUUUUUUCCUCCAACCUAUUGCUUGUGCCAGUUAACCCUUCUGUCCAUGUCCACCCAGCCCAAACGGACAUGUUGGAUUUUCUAGAACUUUGCAUGUGGAUGAAGUUAGAGAUGGGAUGGGCUGUGCUCUUUACAUUUGGCCCGUGGGGAAGGGGGGGAGGUGAAGAAUGGAGGAACCUGUCAACGGAGGUGGUGGCAGGGGGAGGGUGUUACGCCAUUGGCACACAACCCCUGCUGUCGUCCAUCACACUGAGCACAGGGACUUUUCUCUUCUCGGGUGUUUCUGUCCAUACGCCUCUCCCUCCUCUUUCUCUGUGCAUGCCUUUUCCGAGCCUUUUCAGUGGUGCCUGUAGACACACAUUAACAUGCUGCAUGUGACCCUACGGAGUUCCAGCUUGCCAUUUACCUAUCUAUUUAAAGGAAACACAGUUUGAUAUUUUAAUGGCUGAACGUGACAUUUACUGGUGCAUAUUUAUCUGAAUUGAGCUCUCUUUGAACAUUGGUUAUUUUAAGCACAAGGCCCCUGUUGUAAAGUGGCCUGGAGCAAAUGUUACCAAUACUUCAUUGGUGCAUCAUCCACAUUGGAAGCUCUUUCUCCCUGAUGAUCACCCAGGGUUACCAGCUAUUUCCACAGAGUGAAGGCAAUAUUCCCAUAAAAGCACAAUAAAGGGAAAAAGACACUUUUAUAUUUCUAUGAAUGUAUCAAUGCUUAAGACAACUUAGCAGCAUGUAAAGGCUAUAAGUAAUGCAACUAAAGGCAGUUUUGGUUGUGCUGUUUGCUGGUGCCAGGAAUAGGUCACAACUCCAGUCCAACAGAUCUGCUCUUCUCUUCUGAAAUCCUGUCGGUUUGACGCCGCUUCGCUGCAAAUGGAAUGUACUGUAAACUAUUUUUCCUUUGCCUUUUGAUAUUUAUUAGAUAAAUGGAUAUGCCAAUAAAAACAAA
This is a messenger RNA of Nothobranchius furzeri (turquoise killifish), 5317 nucleotides long. RefSeq names its product potassium voltage-gated channel, subfamily H (eag-related), member 8 (gene kcnh8). The record is from RefSeq and is a predicted model, not a curated record. Gene Ontology annotation, cellular component: plasma membrane. NCBI's taxonomy places the organism in Eukaryota, Metazoa, Chordata, Actinopteri, Cyprinodontiformes, Nothobranchiidae. Gene Ontology annotation, biological process: potassium ion transmembrane transport; regulation of membrane potential. Gene Ontology annotation, molecular function: voltage-gated potassium channel activity.